This is a messenger RNA of Aureobasidium musti, 1800 nucleotides long. The record is from the annotation of a GenBank genome assembly. NCBI's taxonomy places the organism in Eukaryota, Fungi, Ascomycota, Dothideomycetes, Dothideales, Saccotheciaceae.
AUGGGCGGUAACAAGACGACCGAGUUUAGCCAUCUUCCUCUGGCGACCAACAGACCUAUGGAGUGUGCGUUGACAGGCUCAGAGCUGUUGUCAUGCGCCUACUUGAACAAAGGCAGUGCCUUUACCGAAAAGGAGCGUGAUGAAUUCGGACUGACUGGUCUGCUCCCGUCCAAUGUUCAGAGCCUCGAGGAGCAGUCCAAGAGAGCAUAUUCCCAAUUCCAGUCUAGAUCAGACAACCUCGCAAAGAACACCUUCAUGACUAGUCUGAAGGAGCAGAACGAAGUCCUUUACUACAAACUGCUCCAAGAUCACCUGAAGGAGAUGUUCCCCAUUAUCUACACCCCUACUGAGGGCGAGGCCAUCAGCAACUACUCGUCUCUCUUCCGCCGUCCUGAGGGUGUCUUCCUCAAUGUCAACGAACCCCAAAAGGUUGAGCAAAGCUUGUCGGGAUGGGGUGGGCCUGAGGACAUCGAUCUCAUCGUUGUCAGUGACGGUGAGCAAAUUCUCGGCAUUGGUGACCAGGGUGUUGGAGGUAUUCUGAUCUCCAUUGCAAAACUGGCUAUCUACACACUCUGUGCUGGUAUCCACCCUCACCGCACAAUCCCCGUCGUUCUUGACACUGGUACUAACAACGAGGACUUCCUCAAGGACGACCUGUAUCUCGGCCUCAAGCAGAAGAGAGUCAGAGGAGAAAAGUAUGACAAGCUCGUUGACACCUUCAUCAAGACGGCAAAGGAGAAGUACCCCAACGCAUACAUUCACUUCGAGGACUUCGGUCUGCCCAACGCUCGUCGCAUUCUGGACGAGUACACUCCCAAGAUUGCUUGCUUCAACGACGACGUUCAAGGCACCGGAUGCGUCACCCUGGCUGCAAUUUACGCUGCUCUCAAGGUUGCAAAGCUUGAGAUGAAGGACAUCCGUGUCUUGAUGUAUGGUGCAGGAACCGCUGGCACUGGUAUCGCAGACCAGAUUGCGGAUGCCAUUGCUGUCGAGUCCGACAAGUCCAGAGAGGACGCCUUGAAGCAGAUUUGGUGUGUUGACAAGCCUGGUCUGCUCCUGCAAUCAAUGAAGGACGAUCUUACACCAGCCCAGCACCCCUACGCUCGCAAGGACGAAGAAUGGAAGGGCAAGAAGACCGACAGCUUGCUUGAGAUCGUAAAGGAGGUCAAGCCUCACAUUCUGAUUGGUACCUCUACCAAGCCCAAGUCGUUCACUGAGGACAUUGUCAAGGAGAUGGCCAAGAACACUGACCGCCCUAUCAUUUUCCCUCUGUCAAACCCUACCAAGCUGCACGAAGCAGAUCCGGCAGACCUGUUCAAGUGGACCGAGGGCAAGUGUCUAAUGGCCACUGGAUCACCUUUCGAUCCUGUCGAGUACAAGGGUACCAAGUACGUGGUUGCAGAGUGCAACAACAGCACGACAUUCCCUGGUAUUGGGCUGGGAGCAGUUUUGUCUCGUGCAAAGCUCAUGUCGCCACCCCUGUUGGUUGCAGCAACCAAAGCGCUUGCAGCUCAAGCACCUGCGCUCAAGGACCCCAACGAUGGACUGUUGCCUGACGUGAUCAACGUCCGCGAUAUCAGCGUCAAGAUUGCGGCAGCAGUGAUCAAGAAGGCAAAGGAGGAGAAGUUGACGCAACAAGAAGGCAUUCCAGACAAGGAUGAAGAGUUGGAGAAGUGGAUCAGAGCUCAAAUGUGGGAUGCCGAGUACAGAACUUUGAAGAAGGUCGAGCACCACCAGGCGACGCGUGAAGCCAAGGGCGAGGCUGGCCCCAAAGGAAAGAAGUCGAAGACUCAGAACUAG